Molecule: messenger RNA, 2775 nt
Organism: Electrophorus electricus (electric eel)
Lineage: Eukaryota; Metazoa; Chordata; Actinopteri; Gymnotiformes; Gymnotidae
Product: extracellular calcium-sensing receptor-like
Biological process (GO): G protein-coupled receptor signaling pathway
Cellular component (GO): plasma membrane
Molecular function (GO): G protein-coupled receptor activity
Source: RefSeq, a predicted model, not a curated record
AUGCAAGGUGGCUAUUUAAACCAGUGUAAAGCAGCCAUUCAGACCUUCAGAGUGCUGGGAGGCACUGAGCCCACCAUGCAGAUCACUUCAAGUCUGGUGUCAGUGCUGUGGGUGACUGUGUUCAGCUCUGCAGAAUGUAAACCAAACCCAGUCAGCUGCAGGCUGUGGAAUGAACCUCAGAUACCUGGGCUUUCUAUGAAUGGAGAUUUUAUCAUUGGAGGAAUAUUUACCCUUCAUUACUCCACAAACUCAGGACAGAACACCUACACCAGGCUGCCACCACAACCACAGUGUUCUGGGAGCAUGGACUUCAGGCAGCUGCGCUUCGCCCGUGCCUUUGAGUUCACCAUCCACGAGAUCAACAACAGAACCGAUCUCCUGCCGGGCAUCACAUUAGGCUACCAGAUAUACGACUCGUGCUCUGACGUGCAGAUGGCAAUAAAAAUUGCAUUUCAGUUUGAAAAUGGCUUGGACACCGUUUUCAACGAGACCAUUUCUUGUUCAAAAUCUGCAGCUACCGCUGUACUUGCUAUCGUAGGGGAUUCUGCUUCCACCCCGUCGAUAGGCAUGGCCAGAAUGCUCGGUCUCUUUGGAAUUCCUCAGGUGAGUCACUACGCAACAUGUGCGUGCCUGAGUGAUAGACGACAGUUCCCUGCCUUCUUUCGGACGGUACCUAGUGACCAGCACCAAGCGGCCGCGCUGGCAAAAAUGGUGAAGUAUUUUGGUUGGACAUGGAUUGGAGCAGUGCGCAGCGACACUGACUACGGAAACUACGGAAUGGCAGCGUUCCUAAAGGCUGCGCAGGAGGAAGGGAUCUGUGUGGAAUACUCCGAGGUCUACUACAGGACACAACCGCGCAGUAAACUAGAGAGAGUAGCAAACGUCAUCCGCAAAUCUACAGCCCGGGUAAUAGUAGCGUUUAUUCACGCAGGAGACCUAAUAUUUCUUAUGAAUGAGCUGGCACGGGAACCACCUCCUCCGCUUCAGUGGAUUGGCAGCGACACGUGGAUCAUACAUCCAGAUUUUCUGCGGUUUAACGUAUGCGCUGGAGCAUUAGGUUUUGGUGUCCCCCGAUCAGUGAUCCCAGGUCUUCGUGAGUUUCUUUUAGAUCUCUCGCCAUUACAAGCCUUGAAAUCGCCCCUUUUAACGGAAUUUUGGGAGAGCUCGUUCAGCUGUAGCCUAAAAGGGAGGACAGGCUCCUCAGAGUUCCUGCGGGAAUGUGACGGCAGUGAGGAUAUCCGCGCGCUACAGAACCCAUACACAGACACGUCUCAGCUGCGCAUCACUAACAUGGUGUAUAAAGCUACAUAUGCCAUAGCGCAUGCUAUACAUGGUGUUAUUUGUAAUGAAACUCAUUGCGACAAGACCAUUAAAUUAUCACCAUGGCAGAUACUCAACCAGCUCAAGAGAGUGAAUUUUACCAUAAAGAACAGUUAUCAUGUCAACUUUGAUUCUAAUGGAGACCCUGUAGCUGUCUAUGAGCUCAUAAACUGGCAGUUCAAGAAAGAUGGAAGUUUAGACUUUGUGCCGGUGGGUUACUAUGACUCAUCCAAACCAAGAGGAGAGGAGUUCAGAAUGAGCAGUGCUAUCCACUGGAUAGGAGGACAGACAGAGAUGACGGUGUCUGUGUGCAGUGAGAGCUGUCCUCCAGGCACCAGGAAGGCUGUGCAGAAGGGAAGGCCUGUCUGCUGCUAUGACUGUGUACCAUGUGCAGAGGGAGAGAUCAGUAACAAGACAGACUCUUUGGAUUGUAUACACUGUCCUCCUGAGUUCUGGCCAAACAUCAAACAAGACAGCUGCCUCCCCAAGCCUGUUGAGUUCCUGUCCUGGGAUGACACUCUAGCCAUUAUUCUGACUGUGUUCUCCAUCACUGGAGCCUUUGUGGCUGUGUGUGUUACUGCUGUCUUCUACAAACACAGGGCAUCUCCCCUCGUCCGAGCCAACAACUCAGAGCUGAGCUUCCUGCUGCUCUUCUCUCUGACUCUGUGUUUCCUCUGUUCACUUACUUUCAUUGGUCGGCCCUCUGAGUGGUCCUGUAUGCUGCGCCACACAGCGUUUGGGAUCACCUUCGUCCUCUGCAUCUCCUGUGUUCUGGGGAAAACAAUAGUGGUGUUAAUGGCCUUCAGGGCUACACUUCCAGGCAGUAAUGUUAUGAAAUGGUUUGGGCCACCACAGCAAAGACUCAGUGUUCUUGUUUUCACUCUCAUACAGGUCAUUAUUUGUAUACUUUGGUUAAAAAUGUCUCCUCCAUUUCCUCAAAAAAAUUUAAAACACCACAAAGAACGGAUAAUCUUGGAAUGUGACUUAGGUUCAGCUGUAGGUUUCUGGGCUGUAUUGGGUUAUAUAGGAUUCCUGGCUUUUUUGUGUUUUGUUUUGGCUUUUCUAGCACGGAGGUUGCCUGAUAACUUUAAUGAAGCCAAAUUCAUCACAUUCAGCAUGCUCAUAUUCUGCGCAGUUUGGAUCACCUUUAUUCCAGCUUAUGUCAGCUCACCUGGAAAAUUCACUGUAGCUGUGGAGAUAUUUGCUAUUCUGGCCUCAAGCUUUGGUUUGAUUAUUUGCAUUUUUGCUCCCAAGUGUUUCAUAAUUAUGUUCAGGCCAGAGCACAAUACCAAGAAACACCUUAUGGGUAAAGUUCAUUCUAAAGCUCUCUGAGAUCCUCUCUGAAAAAGCAAAGACAACAAGAAUGUGCAGCACCCUAUAGAACAUAUUCAGGGUUAUGAUUAGGCUCCCACAUAUCAAAAUGUAUCAUCCUCAUCAAUAAUCUUCUUCAAUAAU